Herpailurus yagouaroundi (jaguarundi) is the source of this 1977-nucleotide messenger RNA. RefSeq names its product proton activated chloride channel 1 (gene PACC1). NCBI's taxonomy places the organism in Eukaryota, Metazoa, Chordata, Mammalia, Carnivora, Felidae. Gene Ontology annotation, cellular component: cell surface. The transcript is spliced from 8 exons. Bases 141 to 1193 code for a protein of 350 amino acids. The record is from RefSeq and is a predicted model, not a curated record.
CGCCUGGUCUCGGGGCCGCACCUCCGAACCGGUUUCGCCUGGCAGAGCCGGCUGCUUCAGGCGCCGUGGACGCGGUGCUCGCCCCGCGGCUUCUCCCGCGCUGUGGCGGUGUCAGGUGUGGCUUAGCUCGGGUCAGUGCCAUGAUCCGGCAGGAGCUCUCCACAUCCUACCAGGAGCUGAGUGAGGAGUUGGAUCAGGUGGUUGAGAACUCAGAGCGGGCGGACGAGCAAGAAAAGGAGGCAGACGGAGUACAAGGUCCAGGAAUCUUACCAGCCCUGGACAGCGAAUCUGCCUCUAGCAGCAUCCGCUUCAGCAAGGCCUGCCUGAAGAACGUCUUCUCGGUCCUGCUCAUCUUCAUCUACCUGCUGCUCAUGGCAGUGGCUGUCUUCCUGGUCUACCAGACCAUCACAGACUUCCGCGAGAAACUCAAGCACCCUGUCAUGUCAGUGUCUUACAAGGAGGUGGAUCGCUAUGACGCCCCAGGUAUUGCUCUGUACCCCGGUCAGGCCCAGUUGCUCAGCUGUAAGCACCACUACGAGGUCAUCCCACCCCUGAGGAGCCCUGGCCAGCCUGGGGACAUGAACUGCACCACCCAGAGGAUCAACUACACAGACCCUUUCUCCAACCAGACCCUGAAAUCAGCCCUGAUCGUGCAGGGGCCCCGGGAAGUGAAGAAGCGGGAGCUGGUCUUCCUCCAGUUCCGCCUGAAUGAGAGUAGCGAGGACUUCAGUGCCAUCGAUUACCUCCUCUUCUCGUCUUUCCAGGAGUUCCUGCAAAGCCCAGACAGGGUGGGCUUCAUGCAGGCCUGCGAGAGCGCCUAUUCCAGCUGGAAGUUCUCCGGCGGCUUCCGCACCUGGGUCAAGAUGUCCCUGGUGAGGACCAAGGAGGAGGAUGGGCGGGAAGCAGUAGAGUUCCGGCAGGAGACGAGUGUGGUUAACUACAUUGACCAGAGGCCGGCCGCUGAAAAAAGCGCUCAGUUGUUUUUUGUGGUCUUUGAAUGGAAAGAUCCUUUCAUCCAGAAAGUCCAAGAUAUAAUCACCGCCAAUCCUUGGAACACAAUCGCCCUGCUCUGUGGGGCCUUCUUGGCGUUAUUUAAAGCAGCUGAGUUUGCCAAGCUGAGUGUGAAAUGGAUGAUCAAGAUCAGAAAGAGGUACCUUAAAAAAAGAGGUCAGGCGGCGAACCACAUAAGCUGAAGUGGCCUUGUGUUCGCAGAACUGCUCACAGCAACGGAAGUUCUGGUCACUUCCGUGCGGAGAAACGAGCCGCCGGCAAUCCUGUGCUCACUUGAAACGGGCCUUGCUGGGAGGAACAGCCUGCCAGCCUGCAGCUUCUAACCUGGCCCCAAAAGAGGAUGUUUAAAGCCUGAUGGAACAGAUCCAGUGGGUAACCUAAAACUUAUUUAAGUAUUUAAAUUAUUCAUGAACAGAUGACGAGGGAUUGUGGAAGAUGGAAUUAGAUCUGUAUCAACUUUUCUGAAGGUUUGUGGAAGUUGCCUUUCUUCUUACUUGGUUUGGUGCACAGUUAAGCUCUAAUGGGGUAAUGAAGGCUCUACUUUUUACUCUAGCUUCCCCUUCCGCCCUAGUUUUCUAAAGUGGACAGAAGAGUGUGAUUUUCUUUUUUCCCCAAAUCCUGACUCUGCAGAUGUACAGGUUAUGCUUUGAAACCUCUGCACCCUGUGCCCAAAGACAAGAACCCUGUCGUCUCUGACGUCAUCUGCCGUAUCUCUUGGCACGCUUUCUCAUUUGUUAAAUAAGAAGUGGGACUUUUUUGUAAAGCUACUAGAAACCAGGAAUAAGAUUUCUUGUGGACUGACUAGCCACCUACCUGUCUGGCUAGAAUAUUUGUUGAUGGAGGUGUAAGAGUGUAGAGUCAUUAACAUGCAAAAGCCCUGGGCCAUAUGUACAUAGGAGGUGCCUACUCAAUGUAUCUUGAUGAUUUUAUUAACAGGUAAAUAAAAGUUAGGUUAAUGCAAAAGGA